AUGGACACUGAGCAGUCAGAGGGAACUCAACCUUCAGACAUGACCGGGUGUCUGUCUGAACCAGAACACAAAUUAUCACCUUAUUCACAAAAGACUCACCAAACUGACAGACAAAGAGCCAAAUCUCUGCCUGUAGCUCUAUAUCAGGAUGAAUCUUUCUCACAGAAGAAAUGUCCGACUGUAGACCGUGGAAAGAGAGUUCAGUUUGCAGACAUGAUGGGGCUGAACCUCACAAACGUCAGACACUUUGACAUCUCUGAUGAUGCAUCUGGAUUCCGGUGUCAUCUUCCAAACCAAGAGCUUCAACAUGGCAGUGAUCUGAUUCCAGCACGUUUGGUGCCAGCAUUCGACAUGCCUGUUAGUUCAAUGGAGUUUGAUAUGAAGUCAAACCGUCUGGGAGUCGCAUUGGAAAGCGUAACAGUAACCGCUUCUGAAGUGAAGGGUGUGAUCAGGCUGAUGCAGAGCAACGCAAGAAGAGAAGUUGGGGUCAGGUACACGUUAAAUGACUGGCUGACAUUUUCGGAUAUACAAGCUGUAUUAAGACUGGAUGAAGAAAAAGUGCUACAGUGGGAACGGUUCGACUUUAUUUUGCACGUGCCGCUCUGUUUUAACAAAGAUUCAUCUGUGCAUUUCGCAGUGUAUUGUCGGACUGAUCUCGGGGAAUACUGGGACAAUAACGAUGGAGAGAACUACACUUUAAAGUCAGGAUGA
Molecule: messenger RNA, 711 nt
Organism: Megalobrama amblycephala (Wuchang bream)
Lineage: Eukaryota; Metazoa; Chordata; Actinopteri; Cypriniformes; Xenocyprididae
Product: protein phosphatase 1 regulatory subunit 3G-like
Exons: 1
Coding region: 1-711 (236 amino acids)
Biological process (GO): regulation of glycogen biosynthetic process
Cellular component (GO): protein phosphatase type 1 complex
Molecular function (GO): glycogen binding; protein phosphatase 1 binding
Source: RefSeq, a predicted model, not a curated record